AUGCUGCUAGGUGAAUCAUCCUUACAAUAUCUCCUUUAUUUGCCAAAUAGAGAACCUCAUUUACGAACAUUUCUUCAUAAUAUUCAUCGGUUUUUACAAAAACAACAAUUAGAUUAUGCAAUAUUUGUUGUUGAACAAAUUGGGGAUUUUGCCUUUAAUAAAGGAAGACUGACAAAUAUUGGUGUUUUAGAGGCUUUGAGAGUUUAUCCAUUUGAUUGUAUUGUAUUUCACGAUGUUGAUACAUAUCCAGAGAAUGACAAUCUUUUAUAUAGAUGCUCAACAGAUCCGAAAUAUACUAGACAUUUGAGUGUUUAUCUUGAAAGGGGUGGAUAUAAGGAGUUAUAUUCGGAAUUUGUUGGCGGAGUUUUGGCACUAACAGUAGAUCAACUCAGAAAGAUUAAUGGAUAUUCAAACGAUUUUUGGGGGUGGGGUGGAGAAGAUGAUGAUUUAAAUACAAGAGUAAAAUUAGCGAAUAUGAGUUUUCAGAGAAAUAAAACUGAAAUUUCUCGUUUUAGAACAUUUAAACAUGGAACUGAUCAUGGAAAUGAUCCUCACCCUUGUCGAUUUAAACUUAUAGGCAUCACUAAACAAAAGUACCUAACAGAUGGAUUCAGCAAUUUAAAUUAUAGAGUGGAAUCUAUUAAUUAUGGAAAAUUAUAUACUCACAUAAAGGCUGAUGUUUUCGAAGAAGAAUAUAACAAAUGGAAAGAAUAUAUUAAAACUAUCGGGUGUUAA
Meloidogyne enterolobii is the source of this 735-nucleotide messenger RNA. The record is from the annotation of a GenBank genome assembly. NCBI's taxonomy places the organism in Eukaryota, Metazoa, Nematoda, Chromadorea, Rhabditida, Meloidogynidae.